AUGGCUUUCAUUGGUUCUCAGAGGAUCACGUACGAGCUCGGUCCUCUCCUCGGCCGCGGCGCCUCCGCUAAGGUCCUCCUUGGCCGCGAUCUAACCACCGGUCACAAAGUCGCCAUCAAGAUCAUCAGUAAGCUGCGAAUCACGAAGCAUAACCUCGCCGACAACGUCCACCGUGAGAUCGACGCCAUGCGCCGCCUCCGCCACCCAAACGUCGUCCGCCUCCAUGAGGUCCUCGCCUCCCGCACCAAGAUCUACUUCGUCCUCGAACUCCUCAAAGGCGGCGAGCUCUUCACCCGCCUCGCCUCCGGCGGCCACGUCCCGGAGGACACCGCCCGCCGCUAUCUUCGCCAGCUCGUCUCCGCCCUCGGUUAUUGCCACUCUGGCGUAUUCCACCGAGAUCUAAAACCCGAGAACCUCCUCCUCGACGAUCACGGCAAUCUCAAGGUCACCGAUUUCGGCCUCUCCGCUCUCCAACCCUCAAACCCCUCUCCUCUCCACACCCUCUGCGGCACCCCGGCCUACGUCGCGCCGGAGAUCCUCUCUAGAAAGGGCUAUGCCGGCGCCGCCGUCGACGUCUGGUCCGCCGGAAUCGUCCUCUUCGUACUCACCGCUGGGUAUCUCCCUUUCAACGACUCCAAUAUCUCCAAUCUCUACCGCAAGAUCUACCGCGGCCAGUUCCGGUGCCCACGGUGGACAUCGCCGGAGCUCCGGCGGCUUCUCUCCCGCAUCCUGAACACGAAUCCCGAGACCCGGAUCACCGUCGAUGAGAUCCUCCGCGACCCGUGGUUCCGGAAGGGUCUAGAAGACGAUGAGAUCGCUGAGAUGGCGCGUUUUGGUUCUAAUCUCGAGGCAGAUGUCUCGAAGCUCGAUGACCGUGAGAUGAACGCCUUCGAUAUUAUCUCCUUCUCCUCCGGUUUCGAUUUGUCCGGUUUAUUCGGUCCGAAGCCGGACUGGGAACGGUUCAUCUCGACCGAACCGGCCGGGUCGGUUCUCGACCGCGUGGUCGAGAUUGCAAAAUCAGACGGGCUAAGAACAAAGAGAGGUACUGUAAAUGAUAAGGGACAAGAUGGGAAUUUAGUGCUUGUGGAGGGGCAUAAUGGUAAUCUUCCCGCACGUGUUGGAGUUUACCGGUUGCCCGGGAAAUUGGUCUUGGUGGAGGUUGAACGCAAUGAACGGUGGAGUGGUGGGUAUUGGCAGGAGAAGCUCGGUCUGAGCGAUGACCGGUGAUGGCCGGAAAAUCUCAAUGGUAAUAUAUAUUUUUUUUUUAUGUAUAUAUCGAUAAGCCAAUAAUCCUUGAUCCCUCUGAAAUUUUGAACUCACAAUCUUCUGCUUGGAAGGGUAAGGAAAUAUCAAUUUUUUUAUUUUAGAUUAAAUUAGUUCUCGUCGGUAUUAUUAAUUCUGACGAGUUCUGAUGAUAUUAUUUUUGUGUA
This is a messenger RNA of Dioscorea cayenensis subsp. rotundata (Guinea yam), 1430 nucleotides long. Its product is annotated as CBL-interacting serine/threonine-protein kinase 11-like. Lineage: Eukaryota; Viridiplantae; Streptophyta; Magnoliopsida; Dioscoreales; Dioscoreaceae. The record is from RefSeq and is a predicted model, not a curated record. Gene Ontology annotation, biological process: signal transduction; protein phosphorylation. Gene Ontology annotation, molecular function: ATP binding; protein kinase activity.